AUGCCCAUAGCCGGAGCACGGCAGAAAAAGACUAAAAAUAGAUCAGCACGUAAGAACCAAGUUUUUACGUGCGAUAUAUGCAACAAAACGUUCAAGACUGAAAUUUUGUAUGAUAUUCAUGUCAUGUCUCACGCAUCCCAAACCAGCGAGAAUGUGCAUGCGUGUGAUAUGUGUGACAAGGUCUUUUCAACUGCUCAAUAUCUAAAAAAGCACUGGUUAAGGCAUGCAACAGAAAAACAGUUUAAAUGCAACGAAUGUGGGAAGGCUUUCAAAGUAAAGAGUGACAUGCAUAAUCAUGCAAAAACGCAUUAUGAAUCGUAUUCAAAGAAACAAACUCCCACCCAAAACUUUUGUGAAAUAUGCGGCAAAUGUUUCAGUACCAAGAGCAAUUUGUUGAAACAUUAUGUCAUCCAUUCGAACAUCCGCGAUUUCAAGUGUGAACAGUGUCCAAAAACAUACAAAGCGAAAGGCGAACUGACCCGACACAUUAAAAGCAAACACAAAAAUUUGAAAUUCAAAUGUUCACAGUGCCCAAGACAGUUCACAUCAUCGUAUUAUGCUCGGUUGCAUGAACGUUCACAUACAGGAGAUGACUUGAUAUACUGUGAAAUAUGUGAUAAACAGUUCUUCGUUCAUGCCACAUAUGAACGACAUCGCAUUACCCACACUGGAGAGAAACCAUUCGAAUGUAAGAUUUGUGGUAAAUGCGUUACAUCGAAUUCUUCCCUUCAGAGUCAUAUUUUGAUACAUAAAGACCAAAAACCACAUAAGUGUAAUGUAUGUCAGAAGUCUUUUAUGUCCAGGCUUCACUUAAACGACCACAAAACAAUCCACACUGGCUCAAAAACACAUAAAUGUGGCUACUGUAAAAAGGCCUUUUAUCAUCAGCGCUCACUGCACAGACAUUGCAAAAAGAAGCAUCAGGGAAAUUCGAUGAAGAUCUCGAUGAAAAAUGCUGUUCAGAAAGAAGAAUCAAGUGAAGAAGAUUCCGAGAUUGAAGAAGAAACUGAAGAAGAUUUAAGCAGUGAUUGUGACUGA
Molecule: messenger RNA, 1038 nt
Organism: Lottia gigantea (owl limpet)
Lineage: Eukaryota; Metazoa; Mollusca; Gastropoda; Lottiidae
Exons: 1
Coding region: 1-1038 (345 amino acids)
Biological process (GO): regulation of transcription by RNA polymerase II
Cellular component (GO): nucleus
Molecular function (GO): RNA polymerase II transcription regulatory region sequence-specific DNA binding; DNA-binding transcription factor activity, RNA polymerase II-specific
Source: RefSeq, a predicted model, not a curated record